Molecule: messenger RNA, 1941 nt
Organism: Theobroma umbraticum
Lineage: Eukaryota; Viridiplantae; Streptophyta; Magnoliopsida; Malvales; Malvaceae
Gene: VAP27-2
Product: vamp/synaptobrevin-associated protein 27-2
Biological process (GO): endoplasmic reticulum membrane organization
Cellular component (GO): endoplasmic reticulum membrane; plasma membrane
Source: RefSeq, a predicted model, not a curated record
UUUCACUUCCCUUCUUCACAGUCUUUUCUUUUGUCUCCCCAUUUCGCCUCCACCACCAAACCCAAACAACUCUCUCUCUCUCUCUCAAAAAGAAUUUCUGGGACUCUCCGCUUUGUCUUUUUUUAUUUAUUUAUUUUAUAAUUUUAAAUUCCACCAAAUCCUCUAUUUUCACGCUAUAAAUACUCUCUCCAUUUCUCUCCGUUUCCUCUCUCUCUGACCAUAGAUUCUUUUGUAAUACCGGUAAGCUAUCGCUCUUCUGAUUUUUCAAAAAACGUUGUCGUCUUUCUGCUCCGAUUUUUUCCAUUUUCGCGCUGAAUUUUCGUGCAUGGUGGAAACUCGAGACCUGGAAGUCGGUGUCGUUUUUGACAUGUUCUUUCUCGAGUUUUGAUCUCAGGAUCGAAUUCAAAGAAGGCGAUAACAUAUUAAGGUUUGGAUGCUAAGCGAGGAAGGAAAAUGACUACGCAACUUUUGGAGAUUCAACCAAAUGAGCUUAAAUUCGUAUUUAUAUUGAAGAAGCAAUGCUCCUGCUCGGUUUCACUUAGGAAUAACACUAAUCAAUAUGUUGCUUUCAAGGUUAAAACUACAUCUCCAAAGAAAUAUUGCGUGCGGCCUAAUGUUGGCAUUAUUUUGCCUAAAUCAUUAUGUGAAUUUACAGUUACCAUGCAAGCUCAGCGUGAAGCCCCUCCUGAUAUGAUAUGCAGAGAUAAGUUCUUAAUUCAAAGCACAAUUGUUCCUGCUGGAACAACUGAUGAAGACAUUACAUCUGCUGCUUUUGUCAAGGACAGUGGAAGAUAUAUUGAAGAGAAUAAGCUAAAGGUUGCUCUUGUCAGCCCACCUCAUUCGCCAGUAUUAUCACCAAUUAAUGGAACAAUGAAUCAGGGACUAGAUUAUGAUGCUUCGAUACCAAAAGAGCCAGUGCUGAGCAGAGUUGGGGUUCUUGUACCACCGCAGACGGUUGCCAAGGUUGAGGAGUCAAAGAUGAUAAAUUCUGAGGAUUUAAAGCCAACAAAGGAUGUGGAGUGGAAGCCAAGGAAGGAUAUGUUCUAUGCUGAAGAUCUAAAGCUAAAGAAGGAUACAGAGCUGAAGCCAAGGAAUGAUGGUGUUAAUGGUGAGGACUUAAAAUUAAUAAGGGAUGCAGAGCCUAAGCCAAAGGAUAAUUUUGUCAAUAGCAAGGAGUUAAAGCCAGUGAAAGAUGUGGAAUCGAAGCCCGCGAAAGAUGUGGAAUUGAAGCCAAUGGAGGAUAUUCUUGAUACUGAGGAACUGAAGUCAGUGAAGAUAAAGGAGUUGGAUGCAUUGAAGGAUGGCGAGGUAGAUGCAUUGAAGGAUGGCGAGGUAAAAACAUUGAAGGCUGUGGAGGAGCUGAAGUUAGUCAAAGAUGUCGAGGAAAUGAAAUCAAAACUAAAUGACCUUGAAUCUAAGCUAGGCGAGGCUGAAGCUACCAUUGCAAAACUGACAGAGGAGAGUAGGUUAAGCACUCAAGAGAGAAAUAUCUUACAAGAAGAACUAGCCCUAAUGAGGAAAAGGACAAAUCUAAGAAAAGUUCAAGUGGGAUUUCCUCUCCUAUUUGUUUGCAUGGUAGCACUCCUUAGUGUCUUUCUCGGGUACCUUCUGCGCCGUUGACAACGAAUACUUCCAUGUCAUGCAGGUUACCAGCAACAAUCACACAGGGUUUAUUAAUAGUUAGAAAGCUGGAAUAUAAAAUACUUUCCUGCUCAUAGAAAGUGUGCACAGUACAAUAGGGACGGCCAUAUAAGCAGAAAUUUGCAUGUAAAGGUUUGUGUUACCUGUUUGCCAAAAGGAAAUGAAAGAACAUAUGAGGUUAACCCAUAGAGUAGGAACUGUUUUUUUUUUUCUUUUUGAUAAUUAUUAACUUGCUAUUUGAAUUCGUAUGACACCUAUAAAAGCUCUUGCAAAAUGUCAAAGAAGAGUAUAUCAUGAUGA